Molecule: messenger RNA, 724 nt
Organism: Dendroctonus ponderosae (mountain pine beetle)
Lineage: Eukaryota; Metazoa; Arthropoda; Insecta; Coleoptera; Curculionidae
Gene: crim
Exons: 4
Coding region: 141-617 (158 amino acids)
Biological process (GO): positive regulation of voltage-gated potassium channel activity; regulation of synaptic transmission, cholinergic; sleep
Source: RefSeq, a predicted model, not a curated record
CGGUCAAAAAGUUAGGUUAUGUAAAUGUCAUUAAACAAAGCUUGAUGAAUUAAACUUUUUAAAUUUUUUCUGAAAUCCCCAAUGUGCCAGACCUAAAAUAGACCUCAAAACCCCGUACAACUGGUGAAGGAGAAUUGGAAAUGCCAAAAUUACCAUUCAUAGUCCUACUGCUAAGCCUGCUAGCCUGCAAAGGUUCGGCGUUUCUCUGGUGCUACCACUGUGUGUCCACACAACCGGGCUGUGGAAGCCCGCUAAACUGGUUGUGGCACUGGACCAAGACUUGUCCAGAAGACGACGAUGUUUGCGUAAAAAUCAUCGAGGAAAAGGACGGUGAAACUAUGAUAACCAGGGACUGUCUCAGCUCCAUGAGGGGCAUAAGGACCGAUAUUCCGGCGGACCAUUACGAGGGCUGUCGGCCAGCCGCUGUUGAUAGUAAGCUGGGCAAUUACGUGAGCAACUCGAUAAAGGAGCUGGAUAUCUACAGGAAUUACUACGACAAUACCACUUGGUGCUUCUGCUUUUUAGACCACCGAUGCAACGACGGGUUAAGAGCCUCGUCUUCUGUUACCUUAAUUUUAGGCCUGCUGGGCGUAGCAGUUUUCGCGUAUUUAACGUAAUACGCUCCAAAGAUUUCCACAUGGCAAGAAUCUGAAAAUUCCGUCCAUUUAUUCGUUUAAUUCCGUACAUUUUACAAUAUAUAUUUUAUUAAAGACAUUCUAAAGAC